UUGCACUUUCUUUCUUGCCAAACACAAAACAGAACAAAACCUAACUUCAGAUUUUCCUGAGAAAAUCCUAAAGUUUCUCAUGGAUGAAACGUUCUUGUUAAUGCUAUCAAACCUCCUUCACCUUCACAACUCUCUUGAUCCCUCCAUCUCUCUUCUCUCUCCGUCUUCCUCCUCCCCUCCGCCCGCUUCUUCCCCUUCUCCGUCGUCUCCUUCCGCUAUCCUCUCAUCCUCCUCCCCGGCGCCACUCAUCUUCUUCACCCUCGCUUCUGUUCUCUCCUUCCUCGCUUCCUCUUCCUCCUUGAAGAAGAAAGAUUCUAAUAAUUCCUCGAAUUCCCCCACUUCCCCAUCCCCUUCUUCCUCGCACUUUUCAGUUUCUGCCUUUCGUGCCCUCUCCACUGAUCACAUCUGGUCCCUUGACGCCCCCGUCCGUGAUGCCCAAUGGCGGUCCUUGUACGGACUAUCUUACCCAGUUUUUACAACCGUUGUUGACAAGCUGAAGCCGUUCAUAGCCGCUUCCAAUCUCUCCCUUCCUUCCGAUUAUGCCGUCGCCUUGGUUCUUUCACGGCUUUGCCAUGGAUAUUCUGCUAAAGCUAUCGCCUCCCGAUCCUCCCUCGACCCCUACCUCAUCUCCAAGAUCACCAAUAUGGUUACCCGGCUCUUGGCUACUAAACUCUACCCCGAAUUUAUUAAGAUCCCUGUGUCUCGUAGAAGAAUGAUUGAGACUACGCAGGGUUUCGAGGAGCUAACGUCGCUGCCCAACAUUUGUGGAGCAAUUGAUGGGAGCCCCAUCAAGGUCCGUGGACUGAAUCUUGACAGGAAUUCGAUGAAUAUCUACAAAUGCAAAUAUGGGUAUGAUUCUGUUUUGCUUCAGGUUGUUGCUGACCAUAGGAAGAUCUUCUGGGAUGUGUGUGUGAAGGCGCCUGGUGGGGCAGAUGAUGCUUCACAUUUUAGGGAUAGUUUGUUGUACAAUAGGCUUAUUUCAGGGGAUAUUGUGUGGGAUAAGGUGGUCAAUGUGAGGGGUCACCAUGUGCGGCCUUACAUUGUUGGGGAUUGGUGCUAUCCUUUACUGUCAUUUUUGAUGACACCCUUUUCGCCAGAUGGGGCUGGUACACCGGCACAAAACUUGUUUGAUGGGAUGCUGAUGAAGGGUAGGUCUGUUGUGGUGGAUGCAAUUGGGUUACUUAAAGCGAGGUGGAAGAUUCUUCAGGACUUGAAUGUGGGUCUCAACCAUGCACCACAAACCAUUGUUGCUUGCUGCGUGUUGCAUAAUCUGUGUCAGAUUGCGAGGGAGCCAGAACCAGAGCCUUGGAAGGAUCCAGAUGAGAGUGGCCCUCCUGCAAGAGUGCUUGAGAGUGAGAAGCAGUUUUAUUAUUUUGGGGAGAGCUUGAGGCAGACAUUGGCUGAUGACUUGCACCAAAGACUUUCAUCAAGAUAGAAGAUGUGCAUCUGGAAAGAGGUUUACUUUUGAUUUUUAACCUUGUUUUCUCUGUAAGAACGUAUCUUUAAGUGGUUCUAACUUGGAUGAAUGAAUGUGAUUUCCGUUAUUGUUUUUUUACCGAUUGUAAUGAGUGACACAGGUCAAUGUUGUGCAAAAGUAAAGUUCGUAGGUAGUGAUUUAAUUUUGGUAGCAAACUAUCAUAGCAUUGGAAUUUGGCUGUAGAUGUUGAGUUCAAGAGUUUGGUGGUGCACAAUAUUAGUCUUCGGGCUCUGAUUUGUUUAGAUUAGGUUGACUGUUUUCCUUGUUUUCCCUUGGAUGAAACAUGAAGUUAUGGUUUCCACAAAUAAGUUAUUGAUGCAUAA
Rubroshorea leprosula is the source of this 1800-nucleotide messenger RNA. Lineage: Eukaryota; Viridiplantae; Streptophyta; Magnoliopsida; Malvales; Dipterocarpaceae. The record is from the annotation of a GenBank genome assembly.